GCUCAUCUCUUGCACAACUUGCCGCCCAAUGCUAAAAACAAUGGAGGAGAGGUUAAUAGCAGCGGUGUCCGACUAUCCUGAGUUAUACAAUUCUACAAUAAAUUCAUAUAAAGACGUUUCUAGAAAAGCUAAAGCAUGGAGAGCCGUGAGUCUGCAAGUAGAAAUUCCUGAAGAGGACUGUCGCAGGAGAUGGAAGAGUCUGCGGGACAUGUUCAUUAAAGACAAGCGUGCGGAGCAGCGCCGACGAGCCUCGGGAACGUCCCACCGCAGCUGGAAGUACAGCUGGCAGAUGUCAUUCCUGACGCCCUUCAUCCAGUCCCGAUCGCUGGCCAGCGACGAGCCCGAGGAGGACCGAGACGAAGAGGACAAGGAGGACGAGAGCCCGGCGGACGGGAACUCUGCGUUCGGCGUGCAGGACUUUGAGGGCGAUCACGGGAUGCUGGACGCAUCCUCACACUACUCCGCGUCGGGAUCGCAGGGUUCGGGACGCAAGAGGAAGUGGCAGAUGGAGGCCAACGAGGACUUGGAGGACGAGAUGUUCUUGUUUAGUUUACUGCCUUAUCUCAGACGGCUUCCUUACGCCAAGAAGAGCGCCGUCAAAUUAAAAAUUCACCAGCUGUUGUAUGAGGCCGAGUUUAAGUGAUGUUCCAUAGUUUCUUAAUAUUUUUCUAUCUUUUAUUGGAAUUCUAUCCACCGCGUGUUUUUUAACAUUGAUAACAUAUUGUACCGAUGCUAGUAGAUGUUGGAGAUCAGUGAUUAAACAGACAUGUGCACUACGA
Molecule: messenger RNA, 779 nt
Organism: Carassius auratus (goldfish)
Lineage: Eukaryota; Metazoa; Chordata; Actinopteri; Cypriniformes; Cyprinidae
Exons: 2
Coding region: 29-643 (204 amino acids)
Biological process (GO): regulation of transcription by RNA polymerase II
Cellular component (GO): transcription regulator complex; nucleus
Molecular function (GO): DNA binding
Source: RefSeq, a predicted model, not a curated record